CUCUUACCAUCUUGGCUUCUGAGAGACACUGACACUCUGGAUCUGACUCUGAAACAUGGCUGGAGGACGGGCGCCAUCAUCCCCGAGCUGAGGAAGGAGAUCAAGAUCAUGAACACGCCGCAGUACGUGCACAUGAUGACGUGGUUACAGUCACUAACUGGACUUAUCGAACAGAUGCAGGUGCACAGUGAUCCUGCAACUCGAGCUGUAGUUGAGGAGUGGAGCAGAGAACGAGAAGCCAUGAAGCCGCAGUCAAAGAAGAUCUUCAACCCACAGUUUGGGAGCCUCUUUCGCACAUAUCACAACCCCACCUACUUCUCCCGUCGACUCUCCCGCUUCGCUGACAUCUACAUGGCUUCCAUCAGCUGCUUGCUCAACUACGACCUCAAGCACACCUUUUUCCCUCGCCUCACUCCUCUGCAGCAUGAGGCUGGGGAAUCCUUCAGUUCAAACAACCUUAUACUGCCAUCUGUUAUGUCCACCAGCUCUGUCGACCCUGAUACCAUUUUUGCCAACAACGAGAUGAGCCUGCGAGACAUCGAGAUCUACGGCUUCGACUAUGACUACACGUUGGCUUUUUAUUCCAGCCAUCUCCACACUCUCAUCUUCAACAUCGCACGAGACAUCCUCAUCUCCAAGCACAGGUAUCCAGAGGGUCUUCAAAAAUAUGAGUAUAUUCCAGAUUUUGCUGUAAGGGGACUUCAUUAUGACGUCCAGAAGGCGCUGCUGAUGAAGAUAGAUGCUUUUCACUAUAUCCAGUUGGGAACUGUGUACAGAGGUCUUCAUCCGGUUCCUGAUGAGGAAGUAAUUGCCAUGUAUGAGGGCAGCCAUGUGCCUUUAGAGAUAAUGAGUGACUUCUAUGGCAAGAGCAUACAUGGCCACACAAUGAAGCAGUUCAUGGACAUCUUCUCCCUCCCUGAGAUGACCCUCCUUUCUUGUGUCAACGACUUCUUCAUGAGCCACAACAUCGAUUAUGAGCCUGUCCACCUCUACAAAGAUGUAAAGGAAGCUAUCAGAGAUGUUCACGUCAAGGGCAUCAUGUAUCGAGCUGUGGAGGCCGAUAUGGAGAAAUACAUUUGUUACGGUGAGCAAAGCCAAGCUGUGCUAAAGAAGCUGUCAGCUCAUGGAAAGAAGAUGUUCCUCAUCACCAACAGCCCCUUUGACUUUGUGGACCGUGGAAUGAGCUACAUCGUAGGAAAGAACUGGAGGGACCUGUUUGAUGCUGUCAUUGUCCAAGCUGACAAACCUAGUUUCUUCAAUGACAGGAGGAAACCUUUCAGGCGAGUGACAGACAAAGGUGCUUUACUGUGGGACAGAAUUCACCGGCUGGAAAAAGGGCAAAUCUACAAGCAGGGAAACCUCUAUGAGUUCCUGAGGCUCACUGGCUGGAGGGGAUCCAAAGUACUUUACUUUGGAGAUCACAUUUAUAGCGACUUGGCAUUCAGUGGCUGUGCUCUGGAGGUGUUGUCACGCAGGCGAUAUGUUCCCCGUGGGCUCCUCAGCAUCAGCAUCCCUUUGUGCUCCUUGAAGGCAGAGAGCUGUCUCUCUUCAGGCAGCAGCGCCAACAAGCUCAGCAAGGUGUCGCCUCUGUGA
Molecule: messenger RNA, 1593 nt
Organism: Nematolebias whitei (Rio pearlfish)
Lineage: Eukaryota; Metazoa; Chordata; Actinopteri; Cyprinodontiformes; Rivulidae
Product: 5'-nucleotidase domain-containing protein 3-like
Exons: 16
Molecular function (GO): 5'-nucleotidase activity
Source: RefSeq, a predicted model, not a curated record